Galleria mellonella (greater wax moth) is the source of this 3701-nucleotide messenger RNA. RefSeq lists its product as uncharacterized. The coding region runs from base 67 to 2451 and encodes 794 amino acids. NCBI's taxonomy places the organism in Eukaryota, Metazoa, Arthropoda, Insecta, Lepidoptera, Pyralidae. The record is from RefSeq and is a predicted model, not a curated record. The transcript has 3 exons.
UGCUUUGAAGUUUCGGCCGGCCACGUUGUACGAACAGAAAGUGCCACGGGCUGUUCCUGUUUCGAGAUGCGGUGGUUUGCUCUGAUAUUAAUAUGCACGGUGCUUUCGACUACGUGCGCUGAACCGGAGCCGAAGAAAUACAAACCUGAUAUAAAAGAAAAGGACAAAGAGGUAGAUUCAAGUCUAACAGAAGAAGAGCGACAGUUUUUAAGAGAAGUUGAAGCAAAAUUUGGUGUUAAGCAGGAUGUAUUGAACGAGACCAAAAAGAGUAAUGAAGGAACAACAGAUGAACAAAUAGAAGAUAAAUCGCAAGUUUCAAAUGUGAAACCCCCAUUUCCAGCUGUAAUUGCUAUAGAAAUUGUUAAUGACACGGAUACAGACACACAAUCAAAAGGAAAAAGAACUAUUGAUGCUAAUCUUGGUUAUGGUUACAAAACUAAUAAUGGAUACUCAUAUACGUAUUUAGGUAAAUCAGGCCAAGAAAAAGGGAAAUUUAUGAUCUAUCCAUAUUCUCAAGAAGAUAUUCCACCUCCAAAUACAAAUCAAUAUAGAUCGCAAAAUUCACAAUCGUCAACAAAUGUUGAAGUCCAGCCAUCUCGCGCUUUUGAAUUGAUCGAGCAACAAUCUUAUCAGCAAGGAAAACCAUCAUCAGAAUCGAGAACUAAUUAUGAUACAAUCAAAGGGUUAGUUUCGCCUCCUCCAGCAUAUUCCGCUCCUGACCCCGUACAAACAUCAACUCCAACUACACUCUAUACUACUUAUAAUGGUCAAGGAUUUUCAGAUUUAAGUGGAAAAUUUCCAGUUGUAAUGCCUAAUUAUUUUGUAGAUUCAUCUCAGUUGCUGAAAAAUCCUCAAUUUCAAAACGCUGGUCUUACUCAAGAUCAUUUACGUGCACAUGGUGCUCCAGUAGAACAAAGGGUAGUUCCGGUUUUAGUUUUAAGAAUCCCAAGCUCCUAUCUUAAAAAUCCCACUGCGGAAUUAUAUCCUAAUUUGCCUCAAAAUUAUCCCCUAUCACAGUAUUUAAAUCAUGUUAAUUUGCAAGAGAUAGUAAAUAAUUACUUUAAAAAAAUUGGAUAUUCCUUUGCACCACAAAUAACAACAUAUCAAAAUUCGCUUGUUCCUGAAUCUGUACCAACGCCAGUCUCAACACCUGCGACUAAUUACGAACCACAACAUUAUGCAUCUCCUUAUGUCCAACCAUCAUACACUCAAGCAGAUACUUCUGGAGUGCAAUACUCAGCAGUUAAACCAGUAAUGGCUAGAUAUCCUCAGACAUAUACGCGUCCUCAUUAUUAUAUUCCUCCAUCUCAAUUUUCAUAUCAACAACCUGCUCAUUCCGCUUACCAACAAACUGCUAAUGCUGCUUAUCAACAACAUACUCAAACUACUUAUCAACAAGUUGCUCAACCCAUUUACCAACAACCUGCACAACAGUAUGAAUAUAGUUAUCAGUUUACUCCAAAAUCUACAAUUCAGCCACAAACUUAUUAUGUACAACCUCAAUAUCAACAAGCUGAACAACAAAUAGUUUCACAUGAGGUACAACAAGAGAACGUCGCUGUUAAUCAGGAAGCGAAUGCUCACAACUCAGUUAGUCAAGUAGCAUACGGACUUCCUCAACAAGAAACAGUUCUAGAAACUCCUGUGACUCCUGGUGUUGAAUAUGGUACUCCAGAAAUAGCUCAACCGGCGGCUCAAUAUGAAGCUACUCACUCGGUUUCUCAAGAAUAUGGAGUUCCAAAAGAGGAAAGCAUAGAGUAUACUGCUAAACAUGCAGGAUCUCCAGAUAUUGGCCCUACUAAAGUAACGAUUCCUGUGUACAGUGCUCCUCAACAUACAAUAACCCAGCAGUACGUUUCACCGCAACAAGUUGAUCAAAAGGAUGUAGUUUCUGUAUAUCAGCCAUCACAAUCAGGACAUAUUCCUCGUCACAAUUUUAAUUUGCAUGCAGAGGCCGGCGUAGCAGAUGCUCAAAGUUAUAUAUAUAAAAAACAAGUUACGGCCGAUAAUGCUGACAAUUUAGUAUUAACAGAAAACUACCCUAGCAAAGAUCAUACAAUCGCUACUGUUUUACCAUUUAGUUACAAGCACGGUAAGAAAUCUCACACUAAAGGAGUUCAGACUGUAAGCUAUGUAACACCAAUGCCAUUUUCAUCUAAGUUUCAGUCACAGUACAAAGUAAUGGUACCACAAAUGAUAUUUAAGAACGCAGCGCCCGAAAAAGUGACUUAUGUAAAUUCACAAUCUCUCUCUUACAACCAGAACAGUAGUCAGGAACAAAAUCCUGAAGCAGAAUACACACUGCCUGCCCACUACGUUCCUCCAGUUGGUAAACAAAGACCUCCAUAUUACCCUAGAAAUUAUCAUUCCCAUCCUAAACGUAUGACAAAAUCAGAGCAUAGACCAGAAAACCCAUCAAGAAAGCACGUUGAAGGAAAGAAACUAGUUUAGUUGCAUCUUGACAUCUCAUAGGCAUUAACUGAAACGUUAUUUUUAAAUAUAAUUCUAUGUGGUCAUAAUACAAAAAUUGUGGGCUAACCUUUUUAUGUACAGUAAAAUUUUAAUACUGGCCACAUUUCGUUCAUUGUUAGUUGGUAAGAAAUUGUAAAUAUAGUGUAAAAAUUGUAAUAGGUUUUAAAAUGACAAUGAAUGUAAUUUAACAGUAGAUAAGUAAUUAGAUAUAUCAAAACUGAAAUUUGUUUGUACAAGAAUAAUAUAACGAUAUGUAGAAACUGGUAGAAAAUAUCUCUAUUAAGAUAUUUACUCAUCGCUUUUAUACAAUAUACGUAUUGAGUAAGUGGGAUAUAAAAAUGACAAUAAUGUUUAAGGUAAACAAAUAUGAAUAAAAAGGCCGACGGCACACCGAUUCCUCUGAUGUUGCGGGUGCUCAUGGGAGACGGUAGUCACUUACCAUUUACAACUUGGUUAUAAAAAAAAAAUAUAGCAUUGAUAUUUGAGAAAGUAGAAGAACUAAAAAGAAAAGAAAAGACAGAUGAAUGGAAUGUCUGAAAGAUGAUAGCGACAAAAAGUGAGUAAAACAAUGAGAAAGCGGCUAAUAGAGAGAGAAUUAAUCUGAUUUGAACAAAAAAAAAACAAAACAUUAAUAUGCCGACUUAAGUGAUAGGAUAAGAAUAGGAAGAUGUCAUUUGGUUUAUAUUAAACGAUUUAUAUAAUUACUGUUACAUUAUUAAAAACAGACGAGUGUGUUACAUGACAAUAAGAGGAAUGAACACUUAGCUUGCUAAAAUUAAGUGCCCUAAAAGGCUCUACUAUUUAUUUCAUAUGUCUAUUAAAAGAUUGUUUUUUUUUUCAAAUUUGGCAUACGAAUAGCCCAUGGCAUACAUUAUACCUUUUGUUUCUAAAUCAGUUUUAUAGUUUUAAAAAAACAUCGGAAUGCUUCUGUUAAAGGCAUUCCAAUUGCAGAAAUCAAUGUUACUUCAGAUGUAUAAAGAAAUUGCCUGCAUUUUCAUAGACCGCUUGUUGUUAUUAUCUUAAAUUUUUUUUUACAUACACACGCGUAUGAUCUGAGAAACAAUUUACAAUUAUACGAAACCGUGCUGGUUUUUUGUUACGUUUUGAAUUUAUUAAAAUUGUUACUAUUUAUUCCUAUUGACGGUUGAAAUCCGUUUGGCUGUUUUGAAAGUGCAAUAUUUGUAAUUAGGCAUUAAAAUGUAAAAAUUAAAUAAACAUUAUUACUAGUU